AUUCUAUGGAAUACAAUUACUGCUUUUUACUGAGCGACGUUUCGACUAGACUUCUCUAGUCUAGUUCAAUUACUAAAUGCCAUUGAAACAGUUUAUAAUAUAUUUCCCCUAUUUCAUGUAAUUUACAUCUGUACAAUAUGAGAGUAAUAUUACUGGUAUUGUUUUUCUAUGGAUGUCUAAUCAGAACAAAUUCACAGGACCAGAUUCGAUAUCCUGAAGAUGCCAGUGUUUAUAUUGGUGGAUUCUUUAAUGUUUACGCCCCAGGACCCAAUGGUUGUUCCAGUACUGUUGAUCCAUAUUCUAUACAGGAAUUUGAAGCUGUAAGGUGGAUCAUAGAUAAAUUAAAUAAUAAUACAUUUUUACCCGGAGGGCAUAAAAUAGGUAUACACGCCUUUAAAACAUGUGGAAUAUCAGAAAGAGCUGUGUCUAGUGCAAUUCAGUUAUCACAGACUUAUAAUAAUGAUAACCAAUCUGCUGUUUUAUUUUCUAUACUUGGUCCAACAUUUAGUUCCGAAACUAAAGAUAUGUCACAUCUGUUCAGCUUUUUGCCAGAGGCAGAUCGCCUGUUGAUGUUGAGUUACGGCGCUACUUCAUCCAAACUUGCGGACCAGUCCGUUUAUAAAAACCUUUACAGAGUUGUUCCACCUGAUUCUGUACAGGUUCAAGUGAUGUUACAGCUUAUGUUAGAAUUAAAAUGGAAUUAUGUUGGAAUAAUUUAUGAAGACAAUGAUUACGGUAAUGAUGCAGCGCAACAGCUCAGAGUAUUGGCAACAGCUAAAGGCAUCUGUAUUCCAGUUUACCAUUCUUUCAAUAGCAUCAACAGUCAGGAAAGCUUUAAAACCUUCCUUAAGGAUGUUCUGGAUCUGAAACUAGGUGGAAUAAUCUAUAUCGGGGAUGAUGGUCUUGUAAAAUCAUUACUGGAGCUGUCCACGUCGAUAAGUCAUGAUACUGAAAUAAUUAUGUCCGAAUCAAAUCGAUUAAGCUCAUAUUACCUCAAAAGAAUAGCCAAUGAAUAUUUUUCCAUAGCUCGAGGUAUGCUUGUAACAAGUGUUCCUAAAAUUGACAUUAAUGAAUUUGAUGAAUAUUGGAGGAACAUCUAUACAAUGAAUUUUAGUCACACUUGGGUAAAUGUUAUACCAAAUAUAGCACAAGAGAUCCCCCAGCAAUCCGUUUAUAUGAAUUAUGCGGUGAAAGGAAUUCUGAUAUUAGCCAAUUUGUUUAAGAAACUUCAACAAAAGACAUGCACGAACGUCAACGAUAUAAUCUGUUCGCAGCUGAGACAAUUGCCCAAGCAGACCUACAUCGAUGAACUGGGCCAAUCCAGAACGAACCUAACCGAAGCAUUUCCAUUUACCGAUCAUAUGUUCUUGAACACAGUAUCACAGGACAUAACCUUUGGGGAAAAUCGAGAAAUCAUCUAUGGUCCCGAGUAUCAAACGUAUGAAAUUUAUAAUUUCCAACAAUGUAAUGGGUUGAAUGACUGUGAAUUUCUUAAGGUCGGUAAUUACAAAGACGAUAUUCUGCAAAUAAACAAAAGUGUUAUACAAAGUUAUCCACUUGGAGAAAACCAAGGACCUUACAAUCAGCAGCCAACUGCCCAAUGUCCUAACGGAACCGACUGUAUAAAAUGUAUUCCGUCUGAUAUAUCUGACCAUGUGAUAUUUGUGGAAGGAGACUGGUAUGUUGUGGCCGUUGUCCCUGUGUUUGUACCUGAUGAAACAAAUACAUUACUCUGCACAAACACGAUAAGAGAUUCUUUAGGAACUGACAUCGCUGAAAGCAUCAAAUUUGCUAUUGAGGAGAUUAACCACCCAAACAACACAUUGAUAUCUUCUAAAAAGAAAGUAGGGUUGAUUGUGAUAAAUGGUUGUGCAUCUGAACUUGUAAUUAAAGACAAAAUGUUACGUUUACACAAAGGAACUUAUCAACUCAGACCCGGAAUGAAAAGUUCAGACAUUAAUCACAGAAUUCUUGGUUAUGUUGGAGGGAUGAGCGGAAGUAUGAGUGCGGCCAUAGCUGAAGUUCUGGCUAAACUUGGUUACGUUCAAGUAUCCUACGCCUCGACCAGCCCACUUCUUAGCGAUAGAACUCUGUAUCCUUACUUUCUGAGAAUACCUACUGCAGACGACCAACAAGCAAAAGUCGUUAUUGAUAUAGUUACCUCCCUUGGUUCAAACAUCAUCCAGGUUAUUUACACCGAGGGUGCCUAUGGAGAAGGUGCUUAUUCCACAUUGGAGAAACUUGGCGAGAACGCGGGCAUAUGCGUUAUAGGUCAUAAAGUUCCUGUAGCCACCGACUACACGUUGUAUAAUGGUUUGCUGGCUAAGUUAAGGGAAACUCCACAAGCUAAGUUAGUGGUGACUUUUGUAAGGUCACAUGUUAUUGAGCAAGUAGUAAAAGCUGUGACUGAGAGAAUGGCGGAAACUGAAUUCAUAUUUAUUGGAUCUGAAACCUGGGGAAGCAGAGAAAGCGUCAUUCCUGAACAGCAACGCAAAGUUUAUGGUUCACUGAGUAUUGCUUUAGAGUUGCCUCCCAUUCCGGCAUUCAUCUCCUAUCUCACCAAGCAAAUUAUCAAUGACCCGUCUGAUCCAUGGCUCCGUCACUUCUUAGAAAACAUGGGAAAGUGCAUAUUCACCGGAAGUUUCCAAAGAGCGGGAAAAGACGAAGUCAUUGGUAAAGCCAGAGAAUGUGACUUAGAAAGUUUAGUGAUGUCACUUUAUGACCAAUGGAUACCAUUUGCUGUGGCCUCAACAAAGGCUUUGGUAAAAGGCUUAGAAAAUGUUCUCAGUUCAACAGAAUGUGGCCAGCCUGCAACGUCGUGCCCUGAACAAAACCCCACUCUGUUGGCAGAAUACAUAAAGAAGAAUGUAAAGUUAGAUUUAUAUGGUAAAGGUAGCCAGGAAAGAGUUUUUGAUGACAAUGGUGAUGGUGUUGUCAAAUAUAAAAUAAUGCAUGUUACUUCAGGAGAAAAACUAUACAAACAGGUUGGGUCAUGGUCCAAAUCACAAGGCAUCAUCUUCAAUAAAGAUUCGUUAUAUUACCCUGUUAAAGAUUAUAAUUCUGUAUGUCUAACAGAUUAUACAUGCAACAAAUGUUUCCCUGACAAGAUGGAGGAAGAAAGUCCUAAGCAGUCAACAGAUGGGAUGAUUCCUGCUAUAGUUGUGUUGGCUGUGCUAACGUGUCUUUUGGGUAUUUCUGUAGUCAUCCUAGCCAUUCAUUGUCAUCGAUCACGUCGUGAUAGACUAUUACAGGAACCACAUUAUGCUGAACCGGAAAACAUAAAGGAGUUCAACAACAGAAAUGAUAAAGGUAUAACUAUAUAG
Messenger RNA from Patella vulgata (common limpet), 3323 nucleotides. RefSeq names its product metabotropic glutamate receptor 3-like. Bases 138 to 3323 code for a protein of 1061 amino acids. The transcript is spliced from 8 exons. Lineage: Eukaryota; Metazoa; Mollusca; Gastropoda; Patellidae. Gene Ontology annotation, biological process: G protein-coupled receptor signaling pathway. Gene Ontology annotation, molecular function: adenylate cyclase inhibiting G protein-coupled glutamate receptor activity. Gene Ontology annotation, cellular component: membrane. The record is from RefSeq and is a predicted model, not a curated record.